GUCAAUAGUUGGGGCUCUCUGGCCACAAAUCUCUAUACAGCUGCUUCGCCUCAUGUAUGGAGCUCGAGGAUAGGCAUCCAUCCCAACCGACAAUAACGAUACAUCGCAAGUUUACGACCCGGCCACUUGGCAGCCCCGAUCUUGCAGAGUGGGACCCCACUUACAUAGGCUUCAUUUGCCUCGUCCCCACCAUUGAGACUGCAAAGCUCGCCCCUACAUAGCUGCUUCGUCCUGGAUAUGCACAAGGCACGAGGCUAGGCAUCCAUCCUGCAGUACGAUACAACGGGGUUAACAGCUCGACACAGCAAUAUUGCCUGCCAGCUGAAGUUCCAUAGUGUGCCCAAUCGCCAAAUAGGAUCCGAUGAGGGCAUUCCACUAGCCGCCCAGGGGGCUGGCGCAUCUUUUGCUGACUAUUGCUAAGUCGGGCUCGGCUCCGUGGCGCUCGGCUAUAUCUCUGGCUACGCAUCGUGCUACAAAGAUAUCUGUAUAAAUACGUAGUCAAGCCCUCUCCAUCCAGUCUUCUGAAUCGUCUGCUCCUCAAGAGACUCAAGGCAAUCAACUCUCCUCCCCCAUUCCCUCAUCAACACAGCAGCGCACACAUCACCACGCUUAGGCUCAGGCUCAGGCUCCACCUCGUCACCAUGAAGACCUCCUUCUCCCUCGCCUCUCUGGCCACCGCCCUCGCCUUUGUCCAAGGCGGGCUUGCCGCCCCGGCCGGAGCCUCGGAGCCUGUCACCCUCCUGGACCGCGACAACGCGGCCGACGUUGCCGCCUACGAGGCCUCGCUUGCCAAAUGGAAGACGGAGAACAACUGGGAGCAGCCCAAGCUCAGCAAGCGGUACCCCGAGUUCUCCAUCUACACUUGCGAGAAUAGCAACUGGGUCUCCCCCUGCUGGUACCACGAGUUUGACAGCUCGGAGCAUAACCAGAUGAAGGCGGGGGCUCCCGCCGUCUGGGUUUCUGGACAGGUCCGCUCCGUCGGUCCGGGGGCGAGGACGACUUGUGUCCUGUACACCAGCUCUGGACAAUUCUGGUUCUCCAACCCUGGCAGUGGUGGUGUUAACCUCCCGGGCCCCGUCAACAACUGGAAGUGCUUCUGGUAAAUGCGCUUCAAAGGAACACUGCCAAAGAAUGGUUGAUCGCGAAUGGGAGCCGGACGGAUCGUUUUCAAAUAGGCCUGCAUGCCUCCCUGUUUCUUUCUCGACGCUCUUUAGUUGUGCCUAUGCGCGCGGGCAGGUUUAUUCUACCCCCUCUUUUUCUUUAUGCCCUCUUGAUCUCCAACGGUCCUUGGAUCGAGAAUGCUGUGUUGGGUGUGACAAAUGGAGGGAAAAGGAAAAUCUCACAAGUGAUUAUUGCAACAAAACUGCCUGGAAUACUGCUGUCAAUAAGGGGCAUUGGGAUUUUUGGAAAUGUGGGACUGGAGUCAGGUCAGAUGAGUUUGGGGGAGGGCUAGCUAGGUUGUAAAUUUAUUUCGCAAAUAUAUCAGCGAUUUCAAUACAAAGA
Messenger RNA from Gaeumannomyces tritici R3-111a-1, 1503 nucleotides. RefSeq lists its product as hypothetical. The record is from RefSeq and is a predicted model, not a curated record. The coding region runs from base 642 to 1103 and encodes 153 amino acids. Lineage: Eukaryota; Fungi; Ascomycota; Sordariomycetes; Magnaporthales; Magnaporthaceae. The transcript has 4 exons.